CAGAGAGGAUAUGGACGUUGAAAGAAUCGAGGAUUACGGUACCAGAAAAAGGGAUAUGCUUGCACGCAACCCUAUUAUAGAUAUACACUUUUACACCAAUACGUCGUCGUAUAUACCACCCACCCCUUAACCACCGACCUGUUAUAAAACCCCAUCAAUUUAACUUCAACUCAACUCCCAAAUUUUGUUAACAAAGGAGGGUUUUUGCAGCGAAAAUGGGCGGCAAAACAACGAUCUCAGUUGGGUCCGAUGGGGUGGCUAUCAUCACCAUCAUUAAUCCACCUGUUAACUCACUUUCUGUUGAUGUACUUCUCAGCUUAAAAGAAAGUUUUGAUGAAGCACUACAAAGGGAUGAUGUGAAGGCAAUUGUUGUUACAGGUGCAAAAGGCAAAUUUUCUGGUGGUUUUGAUAUCAAUGCAUUUGGUGGAAUCCAAGGUGGAAAAGCAAUGACAACUGGACUGGCAUCAAAACCUGGCUACGUAUCAAUUGAUAUUCUGUCUGAUACCGUGGAAGCUGCAAGAAAACCGUCUGUUGCUGCUAUUGACGGGCUUGCUUUAGGUGGAGGAUUGGAGGUUGCAAUGGCUUGCCAUGCUAGAAUAGCUACUUCUUCCGCUCAAUUAGGCUUGCCUGAACUGCAGCUCGGUAUCAUUCCUGGAUUUGGAGGAACUCAACGGCUUCCACGACUUGUGGGUCUUGCAAAGGCCCUUGAAAUGAUGCUGACAUCAAAGCCACUCCGGGGAGAAGAAGCUCAUAAUUUAGGCCUUGUGGACGCAAUCGUACCAGGGGAUGAGUUAGUAGACAUUGCGCGUAAAUGGGCCUUAGAUAUACUGGCCCGUAGAAAACCAUGGGUUCCAAGUCUUUACAAAACCGAUAAAAUAGAGCCACUUGGCGAGGCCCGUGAAAUACUUAACUUUGCUAGAGCUCAAGCCCGUAAACAAGCACCCAAUCUACAACAUCCACAAGUUUGCAUCGAUGUUAUUGAAGAAGGCAUUGUCUCAGGCCCACGUGCCGGAUUAAUUAAGGAAUAUGAAUCAUUUCAAGUUCUGUUAAAGUCGGAUACUUGCAAAAGCUUGAUUCAUGUCUUCUUUGCCCAACGUGGUACUACAAAGGUACCCGGGGUCACUGAUCUCGGUUUGAAACCGAGACAAAUAAGAAAGGUUGCUAUUCUUGGAGGAGGUCUGAUGGGGUCCGGAAUAGCAACGGCUUUAAUUCUAAAUGGGUAUCAAGUUAUCUUGAAAGAAGUCAAUCAAAAGUUCCUAGAUGCUGGAUUAGGCAGAGUCAAAGCUAAUUUGACAAGCAGUGUCAAGAAAGGUAAGUUGACUCAAGAAAAGUUUGAGAAAACUAUCACUCGUCUUAAGGGCGCUCUCGACUAUGAAAGCUUUAAGGAUGUGGAUAUGGUGAUAGAGGCUGUUAUUGAGAAUGUCUCGUUGAAACAACAAAUAUUUUCCGAUUUGGAAAAAUACUGCUCGCCAAAUUGUAUACUUGCAAGUAACACCUCAACGAUUGACUUGAAUCUAGUUGGCGAGAAGACAAAGUCUCAUGAUCGGAUAAUCGGGGCCCACUUUUUCAGCCCAGCUCACGUGAUGCCACUUUUGGAAAUCGUACGGACAUCAAAAACAUCACCUCAAACAGUGGUCGACUUGCUGGAUGUCGGGAAAAAGAUACGAAAAACGCCAGUUGUGGUGGGGAAUUGCACAGGGUUUGCUGUUAACCGGAUGUUUUUCCCGUAUACUCAAGCAGCUCUUUUGCUAGUAGAACGUGGGGCUGACGUUUAUAAAAUCGAUCGAGCAAUAACAAAGUUCGGAAUGCCAAUGGGCCCGUUCAGGCUGUGUGAUCUUGUCGGUUUUGGUGUUGCAGUGGCAACCGGCUCACAGUUUGUUUUGAACUUUCCCGAAAGAACGUAUAAAUCGAUGCUUAUUCCACUCAUGCAAGAGGAUAAAAGAGCCGGUGAAACGACCCGCAAAGGUUUCUAUGUGUACGAUGAUAAACGCAAAGCGAGUCCGGAUCCCGAAAUAAAGAAAUACAUCGACAAAGCUAGGGAAAUUUCUGGCAUCUCAGUUGAUCCCAAGCUCGGGAAAUUAUCAGAUAAAGACAUAAUAGAAAUGGUGUUCUUUCCUGUCGUGAAUGAGGCGUGUAGAGUAUAUGCAGAGGGUAUCGCGGUAAAAGCAGCCGAUUUGGAUAUCGCUGGUGUUAUGGGAAUGGGAUUUCCACCUUACAGGGGAGGGAUUAUGUUCUGGGGAGAUUUGGUUGGAUCUAAGUACAUUCAUGAGAGGUUGAAUGAGUGGUCGAUGAUGUACGGAGGGUUCUUCAAGCCGUGUGACUAUUUGGCUCAGCGAGCUGCACUUGGGGCUCCUUUGAGUGCACCGUUGGAUCAAUCAAAAUCGCGGUUAUGAGGGGAGAUCGACAUCAUAUACUGGUGUCAUGUAUGUCGGAACUAAAUAACGUGGAGAGUGGAGACGUUGCUUUAAUAUUAUAGUAAUUAUUAUAGGUCGAAAACGAGGCGCAAUUAUGUUCACGUUUACGUUGUUACAACAAUAUACCAAUAUGUUCUUUUUUGAUUAUUUUUAUUAUGUCAACUGUCUUUAAGGUA
Helianthus annuus (common sunflower) is the source of this 2590-nucleotide messenger RNA. RefSeq names its product glyoxysomal fatty acid beta-oxidation multifunctional protein MFP-a. The record is from RefSeq and is a predicted model, not a curated record. Gene Ontology annotation, molecular function: (3S)-3-hydroxyacyl-CoA dehydrogenase (NAD+) activity; NAD+ binding. NCBI's taxonomy places the organism in Eukaryota, Viridiplantae, Streptophyta, Magnoliopsida, Asterales, Asteraceae. Gene Ontology annotation, cellular component: peroxisome. The transcript has 17 exons. Bases 216 to 2393 code for a protein of 725 amino acids. Gene Ontology annotation, biological process: fatty acid beta-oxidation.